This is a messenger RNA of Gracilinanus agilis (Agile Gracile Mouse Opossum), 2873 nucleotides long. RefSeq names its product arachidonate 5-lipoxygenase (gene ALOX5). The transcript is spliced from 14 exons. Gene Ontology annotation, biological process: lipid oxidation; linoleic acid metabolic process. The record is from RefSeq and is a predicted model, not a curated record. Gene Ontology annotation, cellular component: nuclear envelope. Bases 1 to 2025 code for a protein of 674 amino acids. NCBI's taxonomy places the organism in Eukaryota, Metazoa, Chordata, Mammalia, Didelphimorphia, Didelphidae. Gene Ontology annotation, molecular function: protein binding; arachidonate 5-lipoxygenase activity; iron ion binding.
AUGCCUUCCUACACCGUGACCGUGGCCACCGGCAACCAGUGGUUUGCUGGCACUGACGACUACAUCUACUUGACUCUCAUGGGCUCUUUGCGCUGCAGCGAGAAGCACCUGCUGGACAAGCCAUUCUACAAUGACUUCGAGAGGGGGGCGGUAGAUUCUUAUGAUGUGACUGUGGAUGAAGAACUGGGAGAGAUCCUUCUGAUCAAAAUUGAAAAACGAAAGUAUUGGCUCCAUGAUGAUUGGUAUCUUAAGUAUAUCACUUUGAAAACUCCCUAUGGAGAAUACAUUGAGUUCCCCUGCUACCGCUGGUUUUCUGGAGAGGGAGAAGUUGUCCUCCGUGAUGGGAGAGCAAAGCUGGCUAAGGAUGACCAAAUUCACCUCCUCAAGCAACAUAGACGCAAAGAACUAGAAACUCGACAGAAGCUCUAUCGGUGGAUGGAGUGGAACCCUGGAUUUCCCCUAAGCAUCGAUGCCAAAUGUCAUAGUGAUUUACCACGCGACAUCCAGUUUGAUAGCGAGAAAGGGGUGGACUUUGUUCUAAACUACUCCAAAGCGAUGGAGAAUCUCUUAGUGAAUCGCUUCAUGCACAUGUUCCAGUCUUCCUGGAGCGACUUCGCAGACUUCGAGAAGAUUUUUGUCAAGAUCAGUAACACCAUUUCCGAGUAUGUCAUGCAGCACUGGCAAGAGGACUUCAUGUUCGGCUACCAGUUUCUGAAUGGAUGCAACCCAGUCAUGAUCCAGAGGUGCACCAAGAUCCCCGAGAAGUUGCCAGUCACCACAGAGAUGGUGGAGUGCAGCCUGGAGCGGCAACUCACCUUGGAAGAGGAGGUCCAGCAAGGGAACAUCUUCAUAGUGGAUUAUGAACUUCUGGAUGGCAUCGAUGCCAACAAGACUGACCCAUGCACAAUGCAGUUCCUGGCAGCCCCCAUCUGUCUGCUGUACAAGAACCUACAGAACAAAAUCGUCCCCAUUGCCAUCCAGAUUAACCAAAUUCCAGGAAAUGAUAAUCCCAUUUUCCUUCCUUCUGAUGCAAAGUAUGACUGGCUUCUGGCCAAAAUCUGGGUUCGAUCUUCUGACUUCCAUGUCCACCAGACCAUCACCCAUCUCCUACGAACACAUCUCAUGUCUGAGGUGUUUGGCAUUGCCAUGUUCCGGCAGCUCCCGGCCGUGCACCCUAUUUUCAAGCUCCUGGUGGCUCAUGUGCGCUUUACCAUCGCCAUCAACACCAAAGCCAGAGAGCAGCUCAUCUGCGAGUGCGGCCUCUUCGAUAAGGCCAAUGCCACUGGCGGUGGAGGCCACGUGCAGAUGGUGCAGCGGGCCAUGAAGAAUCUGACGUACCAGUCCUUGAUCUUCCCUGAAGCCAUGAAGGCCAAAGGCAUGGAGAGCAAAGAAGAUAUUCCCUAUUACUUCUACCGAGACGAUGGCCUCAAGGUCUGGGAAGCAAUUCGGAGCUUCACAGCCGACAUAGUGGAGAUCUACUAUGAGAGCGACGAGGUGGUGGCAGAAGACCCGGAGCUCCAGGACUUUGUGAAUGACGUUUACGUCUAUGGGAUGAGGGGCAAAAAGGCUUCAGGAUUCCCCAAGUCCAUCAAGACCAAGGAGAAACUGGCAGAGUAUCUGACAGUGGUGAUCUUUACUGCUUCUGCCCAGCAUGCUGCAGUGAAUUUUGGGCAGUAUGACUGGUGCUCCUGGAUCCCGAAUGCCCCACCAACCAUGCGGGCGCCUCCCCCGACUGAAAAGGGCGUCGUCACCAUCGAGCAGAUCGUGGACACCCUGCCGGACCGGGGCCGCUCCUGUUGGCAUCUGGGAGCCGUCUGGGCGCUGAGCCAGUUCCAGGAAAAUGAGCUGUUCCUGGGCAUGUACCCGGAGGAACAUUUCAUCGAGAAGCCAGUCAAGGAUGCCAUGGUCAGGUUCCGAAAGAGCCUUGAUGGCAUCGUCAGCGGGAUUACGGAGCGGAACAAGAAUAAGAAGCUGCCGUAUUACUACCUAUCCCCAGACCGCAUCCCCAACAGCGUGGCCAUCUGAGCCAGCCCAGGCUCUGGCUUGGGGGGUCAGGAGGGGAAUAUUGUCUCACUGCAUGAAGGCCUUUGACUCCUUGGAGGUCAGGGCAGGGGGUUCUGCGCUGUGUCUACUCCUGAGCAAUCUUUUUAGAAAGAACCUCUCAGGAUGCAUUAUCCAGGCUAGGUAGCCUCCGAUGCCACACUUGAGGUGCCUAGACAGUAUCAUAUGAUAAAAGCAGCUGCCAUUCUGGCAAGGGCCUUCCCUACAGAGGCCAGAUGAGAUCUCCUGCCAAGUUUAGAAACUGCAACCCUCCCUCUCAGUUCCCAUCAGGUACAACUCCCCACUGAGGAAGUUCUGUCUUCCCCACAGCACAUGAGGUUCCAACUAUCACAAAAUAAAUUGGAGAAUGGCAUUUUCUGGCAUGGAAGACGUGCACUGUUAUAGAAGUGAGUCACUGAGUCCCCUGCAUCCCCUGCCAAGGGCCUCCCCCUGGACAUCAGCCUGUUGGGCCUGUCCUGGCUCUGUUUCCAGGGCUAAAAUGGAGGCCCAGGACUGACUGACCUGAACUCAUUGAGACAAGCCAUGAUGGGAGUUCAGCCACUUAUCCGAAAUGUCCAGUUUAAUGGAAUCAUUCAAGAGCCCCUAGACCUCCUGGCAGGAGCCUGGCUGUGUGGCCUUCCCCUCCCCCCACCCCCAUCCCAAGCAGAAAUUCAGUCAUGGCUUUGGUAAUGCUAAGCAGCAGCAGCAGCAGCAACAACAGUGCACCUUCAGUGGGGCAGGGGGCUUUAAAAUGUGGCAGAGUGUUCCUUGGGGGUUUUUCCUCCAUUUUUCUUGUUAUUAGAUACAAUUAAAAGAUUCCUACAUUUCCAUUA